Molecule: messenger RNA, 1764 nt
Organism: Moneuplotes crassus
Lineage: Eukaryota; Ciliophora; Spirotrichea; Euplotida; Euplotidae
Source: the annotation of a GenBank genome assembly
AUGGAGACUUUAGGCAGCAGUGAAGUCAGCGAAGAGAUAAAAAGUAUCCCUGAGAUCAAACAGACUAAGAAAAGCUCUAUUCCAGUCCGUCAGACAAAGAAAUCUUUGGCAUCUAAGAAAUCUGUCAACCUUGAGUUGCAAAGACUUCAGUCUGCACCAACUAUGGAGGAGAAGAAAGCUCUUGAGUCUAGCUUGAAGUUGAAGAGGAAGAAGAUGUCUAAGCAAAAGAUAAAGAAAAUAAGAUCUAACAAUGACGAUAAACCAGCUCAUAAUCUAUCAAAGAUCAGCCGAUGGCUGCAUAUCACCAUCUUCAUGUUCUUAGAUGAAAAGGAUAUCAUUAAAUGUGGGGGAGUCUGAAAGUCUCUCUUUGAUUCCCAAAAUGAUGAAUUCAUCUGGAAGCACAGACUCAUCAAUCUAAGAGGGAUCAACGACUUUAACAGCUUGUAUAAACAUUACUGUUUCACAAGUAAAAUGCACAAGGAGAGAUCUCAGAAAGGGAGAGAGUACAAACUCAAAUGUUUGAGACAGAUCAAUGCUGGGAAUCUCAUGAAGACUAAAUCACAGGUUCUUAAUAUCAAACUUACAGGACAUACAGGUAAAGUUACAACUGUAUCUGGUCUUGGAGAUUACCUUGCCAGUGGAGGAGAGGAUAAGAAGGUUAAACUAUGGAACGUCAAGAAGAAAUCCUGUAAAACUUUUGAGGAUCAUAAGAACUGGAUCACCCGCGUCAACCUUAUAGAUGACUACCUUGUUUCUGGUGGAGCAGAUGGGUUAGUCAAGGUUAGGCCGGUUGAAAAAUUUAUGGGAAAAGAGGGUUCUUAUAAGCAUCCUGGAUAUAUCAAAACAAUAACUCAGAUUGGAAAUUCAAGAUUUUUGUCUCACUGAUCGUCUGGAAGUAUCUUCGUGUACGACUUAUUUACACACAAAAAGUUCGAACUUGAUAUGGAAGAAGAGGAGGAGAAAAAGAGCGACUUUGGGUUCGAUUCUAUUUCUCAUAAUGACAACAUAUUCCUUGGAGCCAAUGGUAGCACUAGUGAGUGCGUUCUCAGAGAUAUGAACAAUGAUUUCAAACCUUUUGCAAACUUCAAGAUAUACGAAGAUGAGGAUGAUCGGCCUCCCGUUAGUAGAAAGGAUGAAAUAGCAACCAAGAUAGUUUGAAAAAUGAUAAGUGACAAUCUUAUUUGUGCAAGCGAUUAUAGAGCAAUUAGAAUCUUUGACAUCAGACAACCCCUUGAGUCACCUGUCGAGGAGUUCAAGUGUCCAGAGCAUUUUAGUGUCAAAAUUAAGAAGAGCUGGGCUAAAGAUUGGACCAUUUUCAGCCCAAAUAAAUUCAAAUAUUGUGAAAGUAAAGGUAUCUUGGUUGCGCAAUUUGAUGGCUUGAAGGGUAUUGCUACCUUCGAUCUCAGGUCUAACAAGCCUUUGGAUAUAUACACAGGACAUGAGAUGAGGUACGGGGCUUUUGACCUGGGUCAGAACUACCUUAGUAAUUUUGUCGUUACCUCAGGUAAAGACAAAUGUGAGCAAUCUGAAAUCAAGGUCUGGGAUAUUACGCAACCCUAUAAAUCUCACAGAAAGCAUUUUCGAUUCAAGCCUUGCUUGAAGGCGACAAUCAAAAAGUUGAAAUUUUGGAAUGACAACAUCAUUUGUGUUGAUAAGUCAUCAGACAUCUGAGUGAUGUCCUUUGGAGACUUCAAGAGUGAAAGAAAUCUGAUGAGGAGCAACAUGAUCAUCUCUGGAUAGCAAUAAUUUUAAACCUCCAAUCCU